UUUAUAAACAAACAAUGAUGACGAUGAUGUUGUGAUAAAAUUGUUGUUAUUUAGAAUUAGAUAAAGUUGACAGUCGUGUAGAAUUAAAUAUGGGAGGCACGGAAAGUAAGGACCACGAUAGAGAUGAAUCAAACUAUUUCUCAGAUGAAGAGAAUGUGAAAAUACGUGAAAUAUUCUCUAAUUUAUGUCACACAAGUAAAAAACAACAGGUUGUUCAGUCAACAGAUUUUGUGAAAUAUUGUGAGAUAUUACCGACAGUAUUGAGUGAAGGUUUGUUUAAGUGGAUGUCGUCGUCGUCAUUAGAUGGUAAACAAUACCAUGAUAUAACUUGUCAACAUUUUAUACAAUGUUUAGGAAAGUUAUUACGCGGAACGAUAACAGAAAGAUGUCAUAUUGUGUUAUUUGUGACGUCUGAUGGUCAAACUACGUCAACUGGAGAUCAGUUAGUCAAGUUUGUAGAGAUGAUAUUACGGGUAUUUCAACAUGAUUUGUCGUGUACUAAAGAAUAUAAAAGUUGGAAAUUAAUUACAACAGAUGAAGGUUAUCACAGAUUGGCUUUAAAUAUUCUAGAAGAUCUCUUUCAUUCGGGUUCGUCAAAAGAUAAAGGUAUGAAAAUACCCACAAUUCCACCACCAUCACAGCCGUUUACAGAGACAGAAAUAGAGGACUGGAUGUCCAAAUCUUCAAUGUUUCUACAAAUAAUGGAUCGAGUGUUUAGCCGAUGUUUUAAGAUCAGUUCAGAAGGCGGAAAUAGUUCUGGACGUUCUUGUCCCCGACUUCCCCUAGUGACAGAUAUAGACUGGUCGAAAUUCACGUCCAUCUUAGAUCUUCCUUCAUUACUCUACCUCAAUUCUACACUUCCUGUUAAUCUACAGACAGAAUGGCGACUGUUGUUUAGCAACUGUCUCUAUGGUGAUAGUUUUGUUCAGCUGAUACAGCGUAUUGUAUGUCACGGACCUACAGUAAUUAUAGUCAAAGAUAAAAAUGGUCAUAUAUUUGGUGGAUUUGCAAAUGAAAGUUGGAAGAAAAAUUCUAAUUUUUAUGGUGAUAGUAAUUGUUAUUUAUACCAGAUAAAACCUCACCUGUCUGUUUAUACACCAACUGGUUAUAAUCAACAUUAUUUAUAUUAUAAUCAACAUGUUACAACAUUACCUAAUGGUUUGGGUUUUGGUGGCCAGUUAGAAUAUUUUGGUUUAUGGAUAGAUGAGAGUUUCUCAUCAGGUCAUAGUAAAGCUGGUCCCAGAAAUACAACUUACGGCAGUCCUCAGUUAUCUAUAACUCCAGAGUUUGAGAUUGACACCAUAGAAGUUUGGGGAGUUGGACCGGAGAAAAAAAGGGAUGACGAUGAUGAUGAAGGGGUUACAGAUGAGGAGCUGGCAUCACGGAAGAGUAUACUAGAUAAAGAUCCGGGAGCGAAGGCUAUGUUAUCUUUAAUAGGUAGAGGACCUUUAAGUGAAGGAUUACGUGAAGGAGAUGAAACAGCUGAUAGUCCAGAAGAAACAAAAAACACAGUUAUUUCCCUUUUUUAACUCAUCCGACAUGAAUAUGUUUAAGAUGAGUAAUUACAAGAUAACUCCAUCAUCAACAUGUUGUUCCCUUCAACAGAACUAAUCCAUCAUGAUGCAACUGAACAAUUUCUAAUUAUCUAAAGGCUUAACUACUAUCGUACGUUGAAGUGUGUUUAAACUUGGUAAAGGUAUCUUGAACGUUUUUUAAAAUAAACUCCACAAACAAAUGGAGAUAAUAAUUGACUGUUUUUAAGUCAUGGAUAUAUCUCUUGUUACCAUGACUUAGAAACCAGAAACAAGCCAGGGAUUGAUGAACGGAGAUCAUUGCCCGAACUUCUGGAAUAAUAAUUGAAUGUUAUUUAUCUGUUGUCACCAUGAAUAAUCUAUGUUGUGAUAUGUUUUAGUUUUUAUGUGAGAAAAAGAAAAUCUCCAUUCUAUGUUGGUGCAAUAUAUAUAUAUAUGAUAGAUGUAUUGAUUGACUUGUUACUAAAUAUAGACAUGACAUCAUCUACCAUCAAGAUGUUUUACACUCUAGUUAUACAGUAUGUUACUAAAUAUAGACAUGACGGGUGAUUUUGGUGUGGCUAAGUGGGCUAGAUGCUGGAUGGAUAGCCUGGAGGUCAGGUGUUCGAUCCCUUUAUUGGCCGAGAAAGUUCAUCCAGUAUUUCCGGUGUGGAAAUCCCCUGUCAGUGAUGCAGGAUGGAGAACCUGACAAGGACAGCUGUCUAGUCCUUCGGAUGGGACGAAAUACCAACGUCCUGUGUACACAUAGGCGUGCAUGUAAAAGAUCCCUUGACAGUUGGAAUUCGAUAUAAGAGUAGGCCGUAGUGCUGCUGUCCAGGAAAAAUUCACCUCGUAGCACACUGUAUGGUGUAUGCCUGUUUUCAUUAGGCCAGGUCGGAGCAGAACAGUAGGACGUUAAACCCCAUUUCAUUUUAUUUAUUUUGGUAGACAAGGUCGAGAAACUAUGGAAUAUCUUUCAUUUUAAUUGACACACUAAAGCCAAUCUGUAGUUAUUUUAAAACUUGUAAUUCAGACAAAAAUGAAUUUUUCCCAGCUUAAAGAUACAUUAUGUAAGAUUUAGAUAAAAAAGCUAGGCAUUCUUGCUAUAAUAGUUCAAAAAUAGAUAAUAUAAAAUGAAUAAUUUGAAAAUUUCAUUCAAAUUACCCUAUUGCGAGCGAAGAUAUUAGCCUUUGAAGGUUUGACAAGACGUGUGCAAUAAUUUCAACCACCCCACUGGUUGUUCGAAGCUAAGUCUCGCUCCUCCAUUUUUAGCUUAAAUCAAAAUAUGGCUGAACUGUUCUAAUCUAUUUAAUAUCAGAGAAAUCCGAUGCCAUUGAGAGUUGAUUAUGGUCUGGAUAAGUUAACUAAUGUCUAAUUAAUAAUUUAGAUAAUAUUUCAAACCUAAAGAAAGACCUGCAAUAGGCAGAUUUAGCUCUUGUAUAAUGUAUGUUUAAAUCUAUACAAACAAUCUACUGAAACUGAUUGUAAAACACUCAACCCUACGAGAAUGCCCCAAACUUCCCUCUAACAUGCAUAUAGAUGUUGCGUACGUGAAAUGGUCCUAUAUCUCGGGUGAGUUUAAGGCAGUCUAAGUAACAUCAGUUUCAGUUUGUUCAUAGAUCUACUGUUUUACCUGAAAUGGUCCUAUAUCUCGGAUGAGUUUAAGGCAGUCUAAGUAACAUCAGUUUCAGUUUGUUCAUAGAUCUACUGGUUUUACCUGAAAUGGUCCUAUAUCUUGGGUGAGUUUAAGGCAGUCUAAGUAACAUCAGUUUCAGUUUGUUCAUGGAUCUACUGGUUUUCAUAUAUUACUCUUCUUUAAUCUUCUACAUUUUGGGACUAACAUAUGGUUCUAGCAGGGAACAAAACCACGCCACUUGACUGAUUGACAGACUUUUCGAUUUAACGUGAGACCAUAACCAAAGUCUGUUAAUCGAUGAGCAAUUGUCCAAGGAACAAGCCUGCAAAGUUUCAUGUCAAUCACCCCCAAUGUCAGUAUAAUGUUGGUAUAUGUAAUAUAAUAUAAGAUUGGUAUAUGUAAUAUAAUAUUGGUAUAUGUAAUAUAAUAUAAUAUUGGUAUAUGUAAUAUAAUAUAAUAUUGGUAUAUGUAAUACUAGAAGAAUGCCCGGCUUCGCUUCAGGGGUCAUAACCCCGAAACCGGAAGUGGUAGACUAACGCCCCCUGGCCUAUGUUACUCCCCGGUCCGAGCUACCCCUAUAGCCCAAAUUUCAGACUCGGGGCAGACCUAGUGUAGCCGCCAACCCCGAACAGACAGACAAACAACAGUCACAAAUAUUAGUAUAGAUAAUAUUGGUGUAUGUAAUUUAAUAUAAUAUUGGUAUAUGUAAUAUAAUAUUGGUAUAUGUGUAAUAUAAUAUUGCCAUGACAAAGGGAGGGAAAGAGAGAAUUGCUGUAAAUAUAUGCUCGCGACCAUAUAGUACACAUCCUCAUGAACUGAUUUUAAAAAUGUUCAUUGGGUUAAAUCUAAAUGAUAAGAUUUAUUUUUAUAAAUGAUCUCCCACUCAAUAUUGAAUCAAGUCAGAUAGAUUUAUUUGCUGAUGACAGUACCCUGCAUUGUUCACACAAAGAUAUUUUAUCUAUCGCCAGUAAUCUCCAAAAUGAUCUCUAUCUGGUUGCUAAAUGGUGUGAAAACAAUGGUAUGGUAAUCAAUCCUUCGAAAACAAAAUCAAUGCUGAUUUCAUCAAAACACAAAAGAAAUCAGAAAAACCUAACUUUAUCACUCCAUGGUGAGAAAAUUGAGAGGUUUACUACCGCAAAAUUACUUGGAAUUCAAAUUGACCAAGACCUUAAUUGGGAAGCACAGAUAGCAGAUAUGUCUAAAAAACUUGCAUCAAAAUUAUUUCUCCUAAAUAAGAUAAAAGAUCAUUACCUUACGAGACAAGAAUUUUGUUUUAUAAUAGUUACAUACUACGAAUGUAUGACUAAUACUCUAUUAUUUGGGGGAAUGCUACCAAAAGUAGACUAGACUUUCUUUUAAAAUUACAAAAGAAGGCAGCAAGAAGUAUUCCCCUUACACAGAGGAUUCUUUAUAAUAAAAUUGUCCAUAAUAUUCAACUGAUGACAUAUUUACUAUUUUCCAUGUAUAUUUAACUUGCAACUGCAUUCUAUCUUAUUUUAUGUGUAAUUAUAGUGUUUUUCCUAUAUUCUACUUGUAUAAUGUAUAUGUUUUGUAGUUUGGGAGUGACUUCCCAAACUUCACACUUUAAAAUGCUAUUGCAUUUCAAAUGAUUUUGAAUUUAUCCUGAUAUUAAAUGUAUAUAUAUGUCUUUGUAGCUUUGGAGGGACUUAUUGAAGAUUAGUUUUUUGCAAACUAAAUAAGUUGCCUCAUUAAAUAAAGUUUUUAUUAUUAUUAUUAUUAUCACUAUUGAUUGGAAUGGACCAACAGUUUGUGUUUGUAAUGUUGAAGACUCUAAGCAAAAAAUAAAAAUUUUAUUCCUGAA
Molecule: messenger RNA, 4969 nt
Organism: Patella vulgata (common limpet)
Lineage: Eukaryota; Metazoa; Mollusca; Gastropoda; Patellidae
Product: MTOR-associated protein MEAK7
Exons: 8
Coding region: 90-1529 (479 amino acids)
Source: RefSeq, a predicted model, not a curated record